GUAUUUUCGGUUAUUUCUAACAAAGUUGUAUAUAUUUUCUAUUUCUUUAGUAUUAAAAAUUUUGAUCUAUAAAAGUUGCAGAUUAACUUUAACUUUAACUUUUAUAAAAUAAUCUCAAUUUUAUAGAUAUAACCAUUUAAUUCUAUUUCAUUUUUUACAUUUCUAUUCUUUUCGUCAUUUUCACAUUUUUAUUUAUGGAUAUUGAUAUGUUCUCAAAUACUUUUAAUCGGAUAUUCAAUGACCAAAUCAAAUCAUAUCUAAAUAAUUAUGCAUACUAAACGUUUCUAAUAUACUUGAGUUAAUAUUUGGUAUCAAAUCAAACUGAAAUAUCCUAAAUAGAUAUAAAAUAUAUCAAUUUAAUAUAUUGAUUUUUAUCAAAACCAUCCAAAAUAUUGAUGUCUAUAUAUAUUUAUAUAAGAACCUCUCUGAUUUAUUCAAAAUUAAGAGUGUAUAGUCUUGAAACUAAUUACUUUGUAAAUAUUCAAAGUCAUAUAAAUUUAAAUAAGCUAUAAUUUUAAAUUUUAUAGAAUCUUUCUAAAAAAUAAAAGUAAUUUUAAAAUAGAUAAAGUUAUUCGGUUAUAACUGGACUGUAUAAUAUAACAGCUUCAAUCUCUAAUCCCGAUUAUCUUUUCGAACUCACUUCUUCUCUGGCCAAGUCGUCCAAAGAUGACAACAAUCCAAACUGGCCCAAAGACUCAAAAGCCAUCUCCUUCUACUCUCAAGCAGCCAUCAUCAUCGAUUAAAAGGUGGGGAAGGAGACACCCUUUUGUACGAUACGGACUUCCCAUGAUCUCUCUCACUGUUUUUGGAGCCCUUGGUCUUAGCCAACUCCUCCAAGGCAGUAAAGACAUCGCCAAGGUCAAAGACGACCAGGAAUGGGAAAUUAUUGAGACUAGAAAGGCUCUUUCUAGAACUGGACCUCUCGAUGCUUAUCAACCUAAACACACUUCCAUCCAAGACGAGCUCAAGGCUAUGCAAGGGAAGGUGGACAUAAGCACGUACGAGUACAAGAAAAUUCCAAAGCCAUAAACGAAGUCAAAUCCAGUUAAUGUCAAGUGAAUAAUUUUAUAUAUCAGAGGUUUUUAUUAUUCUUAGACAUAAACUAGCUUCCUUUGAAACCUAUCAUGAAUUUGUGAGAAGCACAAUCUAUUCUGAAGCCAA
This is a messenger RNA of Brassica rapa (field mustard), 1161 nucleotides long. RefSeq lists its product as uncharacterized. Gene Ontology annotation, cellular component: mitochondrial membrane. The record is from RefSeq and is a predicted model, not a curated record. NCBI's taxonomy places the organism in Eukaryota, Viridiplantae, Streptophyta, Magnoliopsida, Brassicales, Brassicaceae.